Hippocampus comes (tiger tail seahorse) is the source of this 1615-nucleotide messenger RNA. It is a transcript of the gene katnbl1, whose product is annotated as katanin p80 subunit B-like 1. Lineage: Eukaryota; Metazoa; Chordata; Actinopteri; Syngnathiformes; Syngnathidae. Gene Ontology annotation, cellular component: nucleolus. The coding region runs from base 268 to 1065 and encodes 265 amino acids. The record is from RefSeq and is a predicted model, not a curated record. Gene Ontology annotation, molecular function: microtubule binding. The transcript has 10 exons.
CAAUCCCCACACAGCGGCGGUGGAUGCAUUUGAAUGGUUCAAAAACUUCCGAAACGCCAGCGAACGCUUAACAAGAGUUGGCCUUGUACAGUGCAACCAGUUUUUCACCACUUGGACUGACAGAUCUGAAGAGAAUACAUGCCACCUGACACACUGCCUUGUGUAUCUAAAUUGUGACAAGUGCUUUUCUAUCAGCGGCAGUUCCCAAAGGUCAAGAAAAAGCCCUCCGAUGGCCUCUUGUGAUCUCGCCUGCAUCUUUCAAAGACCAUGAAGCAGGUGGAUAUUAGAAAUAAGGACGAAUUAGAUAAGGAAAGAUACAAAGUGCACAGUCCGGGCAAGGAAAAGAGGUCCUCACUUUACAAGAGGAAGAGGUCUGUAUCCCUGGAGGUGGGCUUGAAGCUGCACCGUAAAACAUCCAAUGUUGGUCGAGCCCGUAACCCCGGCAUGGCCAAUAAAGAAAAUGAGGUGACAUGCUCGGAUGUGCGGGGCAAUCACUACAAAGUUAACUACAGCCCUCCUGCGAGCGCCGCGGUCUCCAAGAUGGCAGGGCCCAGCUCCAAGUACAAUGACUUUACUGAGCUGUCAAAGGACCACGAAGCAGUGUCUCACAUCCUCUUCGGAAGGAAUCUUCGACUUAAAGUGGCCCUAACGCUAUGGCGAAGAAACGCUAUUGAAUUCGUGGCUUAUCUAAUUAUAAUUCAAGACACAGGAGUGCUGCUUGAUCUGUUACCCUUCAUAACAAACGACCUUCAAACCGAAGCAUCGUGUUUUUCUAUCGGAUGCUGUGUUGACCUCAUACCCCAAGUCAAAGUGAUUCUUACCAGCAAAUAUGAAGAACACAUAAUUGUGGGUUUACACUGGGUUCAGGCUGUCAUCAGGAAAUGGUGGCCAGACCUUUCAAAGACAGAGAAAAGACUGCUGGACAGUUUGGACAACAGAAACAUUGUGGUCUUGAAGCAACGUCUAAGAGACUUGUGGAAGGACGGAGCCAGGCUAUGUCUGGUUUCGGGUUCUACUGGCGACCUGGCAAAGGCCAUCGAGGCGUACGUCCUUCAGCUGCCCUGACUGUUGUCCAUGUAGCACUCCGAGGAUGUGACCACUACUGCCGGAUCACGGCUGUGUUGUCCGUAUGGAUGAUAACAUCCUGCAUCAAGACUGGAUCAAUGUUUUGUUACUCAAAACCUCCAAACUGAAAAUGAACUUGACACAUCAAAAAAAACUCGUUAUCGCUGGAGACACUUAAAGCAGGGCUGGGAGCACAUGUCUGCAGCCGAAAGCACAGCGAGUGACUGCUUCACAUUGAAGUGGACCGUCUCAGGAAAAGGGGGACAUAUCGUGGACCUCCAUGAGACUGGAUAUAUGUCACUCUAUGUAGUGCCAAGCUUGUUGUGUCUCACUACAUCACUUGUCGCCAAGGAAUGCAAAUGCACUUGGAUUCAUGAAUGGCCCGCUGUUUGGAUGUUUCUAACCUGCGUUCUUUGGAAUCAGGAACUUGAAGAGUUGCAUCAGUCUUAAGUUAUGAGUGUGCAUCAUGUGUGUUCUCCAUGUGUGUCAUUUGAACUUGAUGUCAAGCCAAUUUAUUUUAAUCUUUUAAAUAAACAUGAGUAAAAUAUUU